UAACAACAAUUUUUCUUUUCCUUCCCCGUAUCAUUACUUGAUCUUCUUCUUCUUCCCUGUUCAGACAGAGAGAUCUUAAAUACACUUUUCAGAAUCAGAAUCAUAGUCAAAACCGUAAAUUCUUCUCUCAUUACCUCAAUCAGAAGGAAAAAAUGCUGAAAAACUGGCGGGAAAUAUUCGAAUCUCUGGUUAGAUCUGACAAGAGUGAAACUAAAUCAAGAAGAAUCUGAAUCUUUUGAUUGUAGAAUUUAAAACUAUGGCGAAUUUAGGAGCAGCCUUAACAGGAGGAGGAGAUGAUUUAGCAAGACAAAUGAGCAGAUCAUCAAUAGGAGGAGAUAGAAGAAGUUGGACAGAACAAGAAAAUAUAGAUGGGGGAGGAUUUCAUAGUAUAAUAAUAAACAAUCACGAAGAAGAUGAAGAGGAAUUAAAAUGGGCAGCUAUAGAGAGAUUACCAACUUACGAUAGAGUUAGAAAAUCUGUUUUAUCAUCAGUCAUGGAUAAUGGUAAAAUACGUUAUUCUGAAGUGGAUGUUGCUAAAUUAGGAGCACAUGAUAAGAAACAAUUAAUGAGUGGUAUACUUAAAGUUGUGGAAGAAGAUAAUGAAAAAUUUCUUCAGAGAUUGAGGAAUCGAGUCGAUAGGGUAGGAAUUGAAAUUCCUAAAAUUGAAGUACGAUUUGAGAAUCUGUCAGUGGAGGGGGAUGCGUUUGUUGCAAGUAGAGCACUUCCGACUUUGUUCAAUGCUACUUUGAAUGUUUUUGAGACGAUUUUUGGUUGUAUUCGAUGUGCACCAUCCAAGAAGCGAGUGAACAAGAUACUCUGGGAAUUGAAUGGAGUCUUAAAACCUUCCAGAUUGACAUUGCUGCUUGGACCUCCGGCGUCAGGAAAAACUACAUUCUUGCAAGCACUAGCAGGAAAGCUUGAUAAAAGUCUACGGGUAACUGGAAAAGUCACCUACUGCGGACAUGAAUUAUCGGAAUUCAUCCCUCAAAGAACCUCCGCAUAUAUUAGUCAACAAGAUCUUCAUAAUGAACAAAUGACAGUAAGGGAAACAUUGGAUUUCUCUGGACGCUGCUUUGGAGUUGGUCCCAGAUUCGACAUGUUGGCAGAGUUGUCAAGACGAGAAAAAGAGGCGGGGAUAAAGCCAGAUCCUGAGAUCGAUGCAUUCAUGAAGGCAACAGCCGUGGAAGGACAGGAGAGCAGUUUAGUCACAGAUUAUGUUCUUAAGAUACUUGGGCUGGAUAUUUGUGCUGAUACAAUGGUGGGUGGCGCCAUGGCGAGGGGUAUCUCUGGUGGACAGAAGAAGCGUGUGACAACUGGAGAGAUGUUGGUCGGUACAGCAAAAGCACUCUUCAUGGAUGAAAUAUCAACCGGGCUAGACAGUUCGACCACCUUUCAAAUUAUUAAGUUUAUGAAACAAAUGGUACAUGAGGUGGAUGCGACUAUGAUCAUCUCUCUUUUACAACCUGCUCCAGAAACAUUUGAGCUUUUUGAUGACAUUGUCCUAAUUUCUGGGGGUGAGAUUAUUUACCAAGGACCCCGUGAAAAUGUUCUGGAGUUCUUUGAAAGCAUGGGAUUCAAAUGCCCUGAAAGGAAAGGAGUCGCCGAUUUUCUGCAAGAGGUAAUUUCGAAGAAGGACCAAGAGCAAUAUUGGUCCAAUACGAAUGAGCCUUACAGAUACAUCUCAGUAUCUGAGUUUGUGAACUCUUUCAAAAGUUUUCACAUAGGUAAACAACUAAAAGAGGAACUCGGAAUUCCUUACGACAAAUCUAGAACACAUCCUGCUGCAUUAGUAAAGACAAAGUAUGGUAUUUCCAACAGGGAACUCUUUAAGGCAUGCUUCUCGAGGGAAUGGUUGUUGAUGAAGCGCAGGUCUUUCCUGUACAUUUUCAAAACUUGCCAGAUAACGUUUAUGUCAAUCAUUACAUUAACCAUGUUCUUCAGAACGGAGAUGACUCCUGGUACAAUAUCUGGGGGAGGGAAGUAUCUUGGAGCCCUGUUUUUCAGUCUGAUUCAAGUGAUGUUUAACGGGAUGGCUGAGCUCGCUAUGACGGUAUUCAGUCUGCCUGUGUUCUAUAAGCAGAGAGAUUUCCUGUUUUAUCCUGCAUGGGCUUAUGCUUUACCAAUCUGGGUCCUCAGAAUCCCUCUCUCCUUCAUGGAAUCUGCAAUAUGGAUCAUUCUUACGUACUACACAAUUGGGUUUGCACCUGCAGCCAGUAGAUUCUUCCGACAGUUCUUGACGUUCUUUAGUAUCCAUCAGAUGGCUUUAUCUCUUUUUCGUUUCAUAGCAGCACUUGGACGAACCACAGUGGUUGCGAACAUACUCGGAUCCUUCACUUUAUUAUUGGUUUUUGUGCUUGGAGGAUACGUUAUAUCCAAAGAUGAUCUUCAGCCAUGGAUGAGUUGGAUUUACUUUCUUUCUCCUAUGAUGUACGGCCAAAAUGCCAUUGCCAUAAACGAGUUUCUUGAUGAAAGAUGGGACAAGCCUUCACAUAAUCCGGUCACUGGUCAAUCCACGGUCGGGAAGGCCCUUCUGAAGUCCAGAGGCAUGUUUUUGACAGACAAUUGGUUUUGGAUUUGUGUUGGGGCACUACUUGCGUUUUCUGUUCUCUUUAAUGUUCUUUUCAUGCUUGCACUCACUUAUUUAAGCCCUUUUGGUGAGUCUAAAGCUUUGAUCGAAGAUGAGGAUUACAGUGAGAAGUCGAAGAACAUCCGAGUACAGGAGACUAGUGGUUCAAAUGUAACAGAACCAAAAAAAGGAAUGAUUCUGCCUUUCCAGCCUCUUUCCCUUUCAUUCAACCAUGUAAAUUACUAUGUCGACAUGCCUGCUGAAAUGAAAUCCCAAGGAAUCGAAGAAACUCGGCUCCAGUUGUUAAGAGAUGUUAGCGGGGCUUUCAGACCAGCAGUAUUGACAGCAUUAAUGGGUGUUAGUGGUGCUGGAAAAACUACCUUGAUGGAUGUUCUAGCAGGAAGGAAAACUGGAGGGUACAUUGAAGGAGAAAUUAACAUAUCUGGAUAUCCAAAGAACCAAGCAACAUUUGCUCGAGUUAGUGGUUACUGUGAACAAAAUGAUAUCCAUUCACCUCGUGUCACAGUUUAUGAAUCUCUUUUGUACUCAGCCUGGCUUCGUCUCUCUGCUGAUGUUAAAAAGGAGGAACGAAUGAUGUUUGUCGACGAAGUUAUGGAUUUGGUUGAGCUUCAUCCGUUGAGAAAUUCUCUAGUUGGUAAGCCUGAAGAAGAUGGUCUUUCAACUGAACAGAGAAAGAGACUCACUAUAGCCGUAGAGUUGGUAGCUAAUCCAUCAAUCAUUUUCAUGGACGAGCCAACAUCAGGUCUUGAUGCAAGGGCUGCUGCAAUUGUCAUGCGAGCCGUGAGAAACACGGUAGAUACAGGGAGAACCGUUGUCUGCACUAUUCAUCAACCCAGUAUUGAUAUCUUCGAAGCAUUUGAUGAGCUUUUACUGAUGAAAAGAGGAGGGCAAGUUACAUAUGCUGGACCACUUGGUGCUUGUUCUCAUAAGCUUGUAGAAUACUUUCAGUCUGUUCCGGGGGUUCAAAAGAUUAGGUAUGGAUAUAAUCCUGCUGCAUGGAUGCUUGAUGUUAGUUCUGCUUCUGUAGAGGCUCAGCUUGACGUUGAUUUUGCUGAAGUUUAUGCUAAUUCCACCCUCUAUCAGAGAAACCGAGAGCUUAUCAAAGAUUUGAGCACUCCUGCACCAGGUUCCCAAGACCUUCACUUCCCCACAGAGUAUUCCCAAGACUUUAUUACCCAAUGCAAAGCAUGUUUCUGGAAACAACGUUGGUCAUACUGGAGGAACCCAAAAUAUAAUGCAGUCCGGUUGUUCACAACUACAGUCAUUGGUAUUCUAUUCGGUGUCAUCUUUAAGGAUAAAGGGGACAAAACGUCUAAACAACAAGACCUUCAGAAUUUGCUUGGAGCUAUGUAUUCAUCUACUCUUUUUCUUGGAGCGGGUAAUGCUAAUUCUGUGCAGCCUGUUGUUGCAGUUGAGAGAACAGUAUUCUACCGUGAAAAAGCUGCGGGAAUGUACUCCGCAUUGCCCUACGCAUUUGCACAGGUGGCUAUCGAGGUGAUUUAUGUUUUUGUCCAGACUUUGGUGUACUCUCUUAUCCUUUUCUCUAUGAUUGGAUUCCCUUGGAGCGUAGCCAAAUUCUUGUACUUCUUCUACUUCAUGUUCAUGUGCUUUAUCUACUUUACAAUGUACGGCAUGAUGUGCGUAGCACUGACUCCAUCCCCCCAAACUGCUACCAUCACUAUGUCCUUCUUCUCAAGUUUAUGGAAUUUAUUCUCUGGUUUCCUCCUCCCUAGACCGCAAAUGCCCAUAUGGUGGAGGUGGUACUACUGGGGUUCACCUGUUGCUUGGACUCUUUACGGUCUCGUGGCAUCUCAGGUUGGCGACAAGACUAAUGAAUUGCUAGUUCCAGGGUUGUUAAUUAAUCCAACAGUAAAAAGUUUCCUGAAGGAUCAUUUCGGUUAUGAGUAUGACUUCCUUAAGUGGGUUGUUUUAGCUCAUAUAGGGUUCGUCCUUGCCUUCUUCUUUGUCUUUGCAUAUGGAAUCAAGAAAUUGAACUUCCAAAGAAGAUGAUGUAUGAAAGCUCGGGUUCGGUAGUUACUUAGAUUCCAAGAUUUGUGAAGUAGAUUGAUUAGUACCGCUGUACCACUAGGAAAAAGUAUCCAAGUGUAGAUACCCCCAUGCUUUAAUAGUGACUAGUGAAGGGUGAUAGAUAUGUGUGCAAGCUACUGUACUGAGCGGACAUGUUAAUCACCCUUGAACAAGAAACUUGUCCAGAUCUGUAUGCAAGCAACUAGGAAAAUGAUAAAGUUCAAAUUUGACCACAUCGUUUGAUCAAGUGCCUGAAAAUAUGACCACACCGCUCUGACGACGUGAGUUGUUUUCUAUCAUUUUUGUUCAUGUAAACGUAAUUGCCUGGAGUAAUAAAGGCUGGUUUGGAAUAAA
Papaver somniferum (opium poppy) is the source of this 4969-nucleotide messenger RNA. Its product is annotated as pleiotropic drug resistance protein 2-like. Gene Ontology annotation, cellular component: membrane. Gene Ontology annotation, molecular function: ATP hydrolysis activity; ATP binding; ABC-type transporter activity. NCBI's taxonomy places the organism in Eukaryota, Viridiplantae, Streptophyta, Magnoliopsida, Ranunculales, Papaveraceae. The record is from RefSeq and is a predicted model, not a curated record. The transcript is spliced from 20 exons. The coding region runs from base 257 to 4597 and encodes 1446 amino acids.